AUGUUACAACUCGCCCCGAACGCACCAAAGAUCACCGGCGACUACAACGAAGCCAGCGGACACCUGAACCUAACCUGCACGGCGCGGCACGGCUACCCCGCGGCCAACCUGACCUGGUACCGGGACGGGGCAGCAGUCCCGGCGGGGAGGGUCGCCGUCUCGCCCGACCAGCAGGGCUACCAGGACGCGAGGCUCAGCGUCAAUUUUACGGUCUCGGCCAACAGCUCGGGAGCGGGGACGGUCAUCUACAGGUGUGAUGCCAGCCACCCGGCGUUAACUACCGCCUUGCAAGCGUCAGGGAAACUAGGACCUCCAAUUGUCAGAAACAUCACCACAUCGCCGGCCAACGUCGACAAUCUCAUGGCGUUCGAUGACGUCACCCUGACAUGCGCAAUAGAAGGCGGGCUCGUCCUGGAGCCGACCUGGCGCUGGACUAGGGAGGGUGGGUCUCUUCCAGACGGCGCGGUGGCUGACGGGAACAAACUGAAGAUUGUCUUUGCCUCUCCAAAAGACGGAGGAACUUACAUCUGUACAGCUUCUAACGUCUUGGGGUCGAGUGGUGCCAAGAAAAGAUUGCAGUUUAAGGAGCGACCGCUUAUAAGAGAGCCACAGAAACAAGAGGCAACAGGUAUAAGAAAUAUUGUCUACAUCUAG
Branchiostoma belcheri (Belcher's lancelet) is the source of this 654-nucleotide messenger RNA. RefSeq names its product cell adhesion molecule 2-like. The transcript is spliced from 5 exons. Bases 1 to 654 code for a protein of 217 amino acids. The record is from RefSeq and is a predicted model, not a curated record. Lineage: Eukaryota; Metazoa; Chordata; Leptocardii; Amphioxiformes; Branchiostomatidae.